CAUUUGGAAACUCGGGCACUGCCCGAGGGCCCGGGGUCAGUAGGGGGCCCCAUGAGAUGCCCCUGGUACCUUUUUCAUAGGCUUAUUUUGAGUUUGACCAGGGACAUCUCAUGGGGCUCUCUACUGACCCCGGGCCCUCGGGCAGUGCCCGAGUUCCCCAAUGGUCAGUCCGCCCCUGGUCCGGACACUUUCACCCCCUUCCUGUCCAGGCCAAUUUUCAGCUUUCAGCGCCAUCACACUUUGAAUGACAAUUGUGCGGUCAUGCAACACUGUACUCAUAUGAAUUUU
This is a messenger RNA of Staurois parvus, 288 nucleotides long. The record is from the annotation of a GenBank genome assembly. Lineage: Eukaryota; Metazoa; Chordata; Amphibia; Anura; Ranidae.